Alligator sinensis (Chinese alligator) is the source of this 3040-nucleotide messenger RNA. RefSeq names its product DnaJ heat shock protein family (Hsp40) member B4 (gene DNAJB4). Bases 286 to 1305 code for a protein of 339 amino acids. The transcript is spliced from 4 exons. The record is from RefSeq and is a predicted model, not a curated record. Lineage: Eukaryota; Metazoa; Chordata; Crocodylia; Alligatoridae. Gene Ontology annotation, cellular component: cytosol. Gene Ontology annotation, molecular function: protein-folding chaperone binding.
GGUGGCCAGAGGACUGCAGCUGGAAGAAGAGGGAGAUGCUGGAGGUGUUCUCUGCUGACUGCAUCCUGCAGACAACAGCAGGGACAGCAAGUGAGCCCAUGGGGCAAAAUGGUCAGAGAGCCACUAACAGAACCUGGGACGUGUGCUGUGCUGGAGAAGUGUUCCAGGACAGCCAGGAGGAGACAGAAGUGACGUAGGUGGAAGCCAGGACUUAUCUGCAUUGCUAAGACACGGGACACUGGUUUCUUUAUAUCAAGGAAAACCUAAAUUCCUCUUACUCUCGGAAUGGGGAAAGAUUAUUAUUCAAUUCUGGGAAUUGAAAAAGGGGCUUCUGAAGAAGAUAUCAAAAAGGCUUACAGAAAACAAGCCCUUAAAUGGCAUCCAGAUAAGAACAAAUCCCCCCACGCAGAAGAAAAAUUCAAAGAGGUUGCAGAAGCUUAUGAAGUACUGAGCGAUCCCAAAAAAAGAGACAUCUAUGAUCAGUUUGGGGAGGAAGGUUUGAAAGGAGGCGCUGGAGGACCUGAUGGACAAGGUGGCACCUUUCGGUACUCCUUCCAUGGUGACCCACAUGCUACGUUUGCAGCGUUUUUUGGUGGCACAAAUCCUUUUGAGAUUUUUUUUGGUAGAAGAAUGCCUGGUGGAAGAGACACUGAAGACAUGGAAGUGGAUGGUGAUCCGUUUGGAUCCUUCACCAGUUUUAGCAUGAAUGGAUUUCCAAGAGAAAGGAAUACAGUUGGUAGCCAACUCCGUCGCAAACAGGAUCCCCCUGUUAUCCAUGAACUUAAAGUAUCACUGGAAGAGAUAUAUCAUGGGUGCACCAAAAGAAUGAGGAUUUCCCGAAAAAGGCUUAACCCAGAUGGCAGAAGUGUCCGAACAGAGGACAAAAUUCUCACUAUAGAGAUCAAGAGAGGGUGGAAAGAAGGUACUAAAAUCACUUUCCCGAAAGAAGGUGAUGAAACACCCAGCACAAUCCCAGCUGACAUUGUUUUUGUCAUUAAAGAUAAACCUCACUCACACUUCAAGAGGGAUGGGUCAAAUAUUAUUUACCCUGUUAAGAUCAGCUUACGAGAGGCUUUAUGUGGCAGUUCAGUUAAUGUUCCAACAAUAGAAGGCAGAACCAUACCUAUGACAAUAAAUGAAGUUGUAAAGCCCGGUAUGAGAAGGCGAAUUAUAGGAUAUGGAUUACCAUUUCCCAAAAAUCCUGAUCAGCGUGGUGACUUAAUUAUAGAAUUUGAAGUUCUUUUUCCAGAUAACAUAUCUGCAGCAUCAAAAGAAGUACUCAGGAGAAAUCUCCCUGUUUCGUAAAGGAAAAGGACUGUGUUAACACUGUUUAUUCAGGACACUGAAAAUAUAGAAGACUGGCAAGUUCAUGCUGUAAAAGUGCAAUCUGUAAUAAUUUGUGGCAUAUUCAUUUUCUUUUUUGGGAUGGGGGGAGGGAGUACUGUAAUGCUGCAUGAGAAGAACCAGAUUAAAUAAAUACAGGUCAUGUAAGUGACUCCUGCAGUAAAACUUCCAGGGAAAACCACUCACUGCAUUUUAUUUUAGAUCUUCCUAAUCAUAAAGUUUUUCCAGUAUUUUGCUUAAUGUAUAACCAUUUUGCAAAGUCAGUGCUUAUAUUUCUCAUUAAGUACUUGGGUGCUCAAGUACUUUACUUCAUGUAUUUCUAGAGUAGCUACAUGACUUGACCCACUAAUGCUGGAAAUCAGAAUUCACAGUAAAAACACACAAUAUGCACCAGUGUUUAAAAAGAAGAUAAAACGUAAGACAUCAUUAGAUAUGCAGGUGCACAUGCUACCUUCCACUACUUAAAACGGAGACUUUGAAAAUCUGCUUGAAGCACCUAAGCAUUCUUGCUGCCACAGCCAGAUUUUGGGAAUGCCCAGCAGGAUUAAGGGAGGGCACAUGGCUUGGGAAAGAAGUAGAGGUUCAGCCACUUUCUGGCACGUUCCUGGUGGGUCCAGGCAGAUUUUUCGGUCCACUCAGGAGUUCUUACUAUACAGCAUUAGUGCUCCCUGCAGAUUAAUUUGAAUCCAGGAAUCAGUAGAGAUGGCAUGAUAAUUUGGCUAUAAAGGAAGCCAUGUGUUCACUGUAGAGAGAGAUGUUGAAGAACAUAAAGGCAGUUGGCCAACAUAGCAUGUCAAGAUCAUGCAGGUCUCAACAUCUAGGUUUCAAGGGAUGAAUCCUUCACCAGUCAUAGGAGAAGGGAUAAUACAAGAAACUCAGCUCCAAGCUUAACAUUUUUGAGGAAACUUGAUGCCUGAUCCAAAGUUUAUUUAAAUCAAUACAAGUCUUUUCACAACUUCAGAGAGAUUGGAUCAUCUGUUGUGCAUAGAAAUACAAGUUUCUAGCCCCUCGGAUUAAAAAAAUAUGGAAGUGAAGCAGAAAGCCCUCAGUUAUUAAGUCUAGUUUUAUAACACUGCAAUAGGGCUGGUUCCCUUGGUAGUAACAUGGAUUUAGUGAUAAUAUUGCCUGUUUUCAUUAUUUUAAAUUUAAAGAUGUGCUAUAGUGCUUUAACAGUAUUCUUUAGGGAAGAGUGUUUUUUUUCUUUAUAAGAAGAAAAUAUUACUUUCUAUCGUUCUUUUACCUGUGGAAAUUUACUAGUUGCCUGCUCUUCUGGGUAACUGUGAUAUAAAAGGGUGUUUAACAUCUUCAUAUGAAAGAUUUUCUGUAGCAAGUGGACUAUAUGUGAGUUGGGAUUAAUUUAGUUGUAACACCUUGUAAUGAGAACUAGUUCAGAAAGAAUUCCAGUAACAUACUUCUAGAAAUCCCCUGUGCUUGAGUCAAUUCUCCAAAUGCAGAUUCUCUUUCAAAUAGUGUUUAUGCCAUAAGUAGAAUAAAUCAUAUUCAUGUGUAGUCCUAAAUGAACACAGAACCAGAAUAGUAGCUGGAGUGGUACCACAAAGGGGAAAAAGUUGCUGCUUAAUGCUUAUGCAUAUUGUUAAUGUUAUAUAUUGUGUUUAUGCAUUUAAAAGACUCCCUGUUUCAGUAUGUUCUGUAUUGCAUUUCUAAUAUGUUUUUUAAUUAAAAAAAUGUAAAUUUU